CAUGCUGGGAAAUAAAUGGCGCCUAUCAUCGCAAAGAGAGACAGUGCGGACUGCCCUUGAAAUUAAAGUUGUCUUCAUGAUAUUUCUGCACAGCGGCUCAAUACUUAAAGCAGGAUAAAAAUCUACACACAUGCUUAAGUUCAUUGUAAUGGGAUUACGUGGUUUUUUCUUGCUGGCAGCAAAGAUUUGGAGUUUUCUGUGUUACUGUUUCAAAAGACAAGCAAGAUCUGUUAUACAAUACCAGACUGUGAAGUAUGAAGUUAUACCACUGUCCCCUCUAUCUAAACACCGGCUUAGUAUGUUGAAAAAGAAAACCCUUGUUCUAGACUUAGAUGAAACAUUAAUUCAUUCACAUCAUGAUGGAGUCCUAAGACAGACUGUGAAGCCAGGGACUCCCCCAGACUUUGUUCUAAAAGUCAAUAUAGACAGGCAUCCUGUUAGAUUUUUUGUUCACAAAAGACCACAUGUAGACUACUUUUUGGAAGUGGUUAGUCAGUGGUAUGAACUUGUAGUGUUUACAGCAAGUAUGGAAAUAUAUGGCUCUGCGGUGGCCGACAAAUUAGACAAUAAUAGAAAUAUAUUACGGAGGAGGUAUUAUAGACAGCAUUGUCGAUUUGAAUUAGGUAGCUAUACCAAGAGUCUUUUGGAGAUAAAUGAAGAUCUGUCGAGUGUUUUUAUACUAGACAAUUCCCCAAUAGCAUAUAAGUAUUAUGAAGAUAAUGCAAUUCCUAUAAAGUCGUGGUUCAGUGACCCUACAGAUACGUCACUUUUGUGUUUACUGCCGAUGCUGGACGCAUUACGAUUCUGUAAUGACGUCAGAUCAGUGCUGAGCAGGAACAUUCACAAGACGUACAACAUGUUAGACUGAGUUCACUUUUACAUGUAUGUUUGUGUGUAAAUUUUACCCAGCAACAAGUUCUAGUGCGAGACUGCAGAAUGAGCAAGCUUGACUGUGACAGAACGGUGUAUGGAUGAUGAAGAAGCAGAAAGGCUUAGGAGUCAGAAGAAGGACAUAGGAACAGAUUUACUGCUAACUUCAGACCGUGUUUGUUUAUUCCCAGAUUAAAAAAAAAAUUCCAGGGCUUUUUAGACCAAACAGAAUUUGCUCUCCUUCUGAUAUUUUGUUAAGAAGCUGCCAUGUGCUUCAUGGAUUGAAAUCAUGACAUUGAUUUUUUAAGUGUUUUGUUUUGUUUGCACAAAGGUUGGUCUUUUGUUAAACUGAAGUCUUAAAAGAUUUUUACAAUUGAUUAAUUGAUACACGUUUACUAUAUUCAACUGAUAUUGCAAGCUACAUAUAUUUGUCCAUUCAUGAGAAAAGGGAGUAGUUCAAAUUCAUUUUCUCAACUGUGUAAGAAAGUUAUUUUUGUAUGAGUGAUUCACUUCAUUGUGAAAGUUUUUGGUGCAAUGAUUUCAUAAAAUUUAUUAUGUACCAUGGAAAAAAAUUAUGUUUUUAAAUGGCAGCUGCAGUGCAUCAGGACGUACUAAUUCUUUCUCAAACCAAUAAGAGUUAGUUAAUACUAUGUCUGACGUCUGACAGUUUUGUAAUGCUUCUGAAAUAAUAUCAUGUCUUUUGUAUUAUUAGCUACUGUAACAUUGUAAUUUUUGUAUGUUAAGAUUUUUUUGUGUGUGCGAUGCAGAUGAAGACAUUCUGUACAUCAUAUCAAUGUCAUAAUUAGGCAUUUACUCACCUACAGCUGUUGUCAAAAUCAUGUCAGUCUUUACAUUACAUUGGUUUAAAUGUCAUCCCUUUCAUUGUAAAUGUCAUUUUAUCAGAAAAUCCAUAAAAAAAAAUUUAAAUUCAUACUGUUUCAAUGGUUAAAAAAGUAAGUUACAUAUAGAUGUAUGUCAUGUUCUCAUAUGGGUCAGAGAUGAGACGAGGAGUGGGGGGGUAAGUUUAUAGGUUUUUUAUUAAGUUUGAAACUUUAAAUUAUUGUUUACUAAUUGUUGCGAUGAGCUCUUAAUUCCAAAUACACAAUAAAAUAUUCAAUUUUUCUUUGGAAACUGAUCAGUGCAGUUAGUGCCAGUAAGUUUGAUGUGAUAGUACCCUAUGCUGUGAUUUUAAGGAGAAAGGGACUUCAAAAGUCCAUAUAUAUGUUGUUGGCCAUUGUUAAUGCUUAUUUAGACCAAGAUAAAAUCUGAAAUUGACUGUGAUCAAUGGUAUGCUGUUUACUUGUUACUAUUAUUAAUUCUUAGAUUCCAAAUUAUGGUUAAAAAUUGAAUCAUCUCACCUGUAUGCUUGAUAUUAGGUGUUAGCAGGUAGUUGAUACUUGUAAC
Saccostrea cuccullata (small rock oyster) is the source of this 2274-nucleotide messenger RNA. Its product is annotated as CTD nuclear envelope phosphatase 1-like. NCBI's taxonomy places the organism in Eukaryota, Metazoa, Mollusca, Bivalvia, Ostreida, Ostreidae. The transcript has 7 exons. Gene Ontology annotation, molecular function: phosphoprotein phosphatase activity. Bases 131 to 868 code for a protein of 245 amino acids. The record is from RefSeq and is a predicted model, not a curated record.